Aspergillus ochraceoroseus IBT 24754 is the source of this 939-nucleotide messenger RNA. Its product is annotated as zinc metalloprotease. Lineage: Eukaryota; Fungi; Ascomycota; Eurotiomycetes; Eurotiales; Aspergillaceae. The coding region runs from base 1 to 939 and encodes 312 amino acids. Gene Ontology annotation, molecular function: metallopeptidase activity. The record is from RefSeq and is a predicted model, not a curated record. The transcript is spliced from 2 exons.
AUGGUACGGUUUGAGCACCUCCAGAUCUACUUGAUCUUGGCUAUAACCAGUCUUCCGCUCAACUGCCUCGCUAUUUCCCAGUGGACACGAGGGUUCUGCGCGACCGCCCCCCCUAAUGAGUCCUUGAAGACGGAAUUUAGGAGAUUGAACGCUCUAGAAUCACAGCAUGAUCCUACACUCAACCCCGAGAGCCGAGAAGCCGUAACGCCAAUCGAAAUAGAAACCUGGUUUCAUAUCGUGAGCACUGAAGCGAACGCGGGCCAAGUAUCGGAUGAGAUGAUAUCUGCCCAGCUAUCAUACAUCCAAAAUGCAUAUCAGAACGCUACCAUUUCCUAUAGCCUCCAGGGAGUAACCCAACAAAUCAAUGACGCGUGGGCGCGCAAUGAGGACGAAAUGGGCAUGAAGAAUGCUCUUCGCAAGGGAAGCUACCGAACCCUCAAUAUCUAUUUCCAGUCCGAUCUCAAGGCUUCCCCGAGCGCUGGAAGUCGUGAAGCCGACAUCACCCAGCAGCUAGCUUCUAGCGUUCUGGGUUUCUGCACCCUACCGGACGCUAAUAUCAACAAAACCAGCCCUCGUUCUAGCUACGUCAAGGAUGGAUGCAAUGUGCUCUCUCAGACCAUGCCGGGAGGCAAUCUGGACCACUAUAACCGAGGCGGCACUGCCAUCCACGAAAUCGGACACUGGAAUGGACUCCUCCACACGUUUGAAGGGGAGUCCUGCUCCCCCGAUAACGAGGGCGAUUAUAUUUCCGAUACGCCGCAGGAGGGAGUUCCGACAGAUGGAUGUCCCUCGCAGAAGGACUCUUGUCCUGACAGGCCAGGUGUUGACCCUAUCCACAAUUUCAUGGAUUAUUCAUCUGAUGAGUGUUAUGAGAAUUUUACCCCGGCUCAAAUCAAGAGGAUGCGUAGCAUGUGGUUUUCGAUGAGAAGUGGAAAAUAA